CUUCCAGAUGGGUAGUUACAGAGGCUUUGGAAGAUUUGCCAAUUAUUUUCGUGAAUUUGUUUUGUUGCUUGCAUUUGUUUGCAUUUUAGUCCCGAGAGCUCAGGGAUGGAGCAAAGAGGGUCACACUAUGACUUGCCGGAUUGCACAGGCACUCCUAGAGCCUGAAGCUGCAGAAGCUGUUAAAAAUUUACUACCUCAUGAUGUCAAUGGCGAUCUGUCGGCUCUGUGUGUGUGGCCUGACCAGAUCAGGCACUGGUACAGAUACCGGUGGACUAGCCCUCUUCACUUCAUUGACACACCUGAUAAUGCUUGCAACUUUGAAUACUCAAGAGAUUGCCAUGAUGAACAUGGUUCCAAGGACAUGUGUGUUGCUGGUGCAGUCCAGAAUUUCACAUCGCAGCUUUCACACUACACAGAAGGAACAUCUGACCGUCGAUAUAAUAUGACCGAGGCCUUGCUUUUCUUGUCACACUUUAUGGGUGAUCUCCAUCAGCCAAUGCAUAUUGGAUUCACGACAGAUAGAGGAGGAAACACAAUAGACUUGCGGUGGUACAGGCACAAAUCCAAUCUCCACCAUGUAUGGGAUCGAGAGAUUUUACUUCAAGCUCUGCAUGAUUAUUAUGACAAGGACAUGGAACUCCUCCUGCAAGACAUACAGGGAAACAUCACAGAUGGAGUCUGGUCUGAUGAUGUUACAUCAUGGGGACAUUGUGAUGAUAUCAGUUCUUGUAUAAACAAGUAUGCUACAGAAAGUAUAAACAUAGCUUGCAAAUGGGGUUACAAGGGCGUUGAGUCCGGUGCUACUCUAACAGAGGAUUACUUCCUCCCUCGGCUACCUAUUGUGGAGAAGAGGAUUGCCCAAGGUGGAGUCCGGUUGGCUGCUAUCCUCAAUCGUGCCUUCUCCUCUGAAUCUGAAGCACAACCUGCUGAUCAUCACAAAAACAAAAGAGCAUCACAUUCACCCACUUAGAUUUACAAACAGUCUACAACUAGACAAGGAGCUGCUGAUCAAACUAGUUCCAUUGUUCAAGCAUGAAGUUAGAGAUGGAAUGUAUAUAGCAAGCUAGAGAGAUCGUUCAAAGCUGCUUGAACACUAGCUUAUAGUUCUAAUUCCUUCCUAAUUGUUAUUUAUUCUUCCUCCUCUUGUCUAAAUCUAGAAUGGUAAUUGUAUUUUAGAGAAUUUAGAUAUCAUUUUAUUCCCAUUUCCUAAUGUAUCCCAUGAAAUGAUGAAAAUGCAUGGCGGCAGAGGGAUUGGUUUGAGCC
Molecule: messenger RNA, 1263 nt
Organism: Rosa rugosa (rugosa rose)
Lineage: Eukaryota; Viridiplantae; Streptophyta; Magnoliopsida; Rosales; Rosaceae
Product: endonuclease 1
Exons: 9
Coding region: 8-970 (320 amino acids)
Biological process (GO): DNA catabolic process
Molecular function (GO): endonuclease activity; nucleic acid binding
Source: RefSeq, a predicted model, not a curated record